Messenger RNA from Arachis stenosperma, 2769 nucleotides. RefSeq lists its product as uncharacterized. The record is from RefSeq and is a predicted model, not a curated record. Bases 1212 to 1598 code for a protein of 128 amino acids. The transcript has 6 exons. Lineage: Eukaryota; Viridiplantae; Streptophyta; Magnoliopsida; Fabales; Fabaceae.
UGUUGUUAUGUGUGGCUGAGUAACAUCUACCAUUAGUAUUUUACUAGUUAUCUGAUGCUUGUAGUUGUUAAACUUUACAAUGGAUGUACACAGUUGAAAAUGGAAAUGAAGACAGAAAACUAUUGUUUAACAGAGUUGGUAAAUUUGAAUUGAUUCACUUCAUGCUUUAGCUGGACACCACAUUUUUCUAUCUUUCUCCAUCCUUUCAACUUUAACAUUGUUGCUGUUGAUUGUUGAGAGAUCCUUAUGCAGCAUAAAAAUAAAGAUCUAUGAAGAGAUACUAGUUUAGGAUAUGGAUUAAUAGUUUGUUGCAAAUAGAAAUCAUUUGUCUGAUGUGCAUGUUCAAUUUGAAUGUUCCUCAUUGCCACUGACUGUGGACUUCCAUCAGAUUUCAUGGAAGAUGGAGUAGGGAGUAGUGGAGUAACAUACAGAGAUAAGCAACCCUGGGUUGCGUCUUUUCAACCUCAUUGGCAACACGGAGGAUGGGAGCUAUCUCCACAAGAGAGGAGGGUACCACCUCACUGUCGAAUAUUGACUCCCCGAGUUUCCCCGCCGUCUGUGUCCGCAUGAUCCGCCUCUGUGGCGCCUCUGAGGAGGGCCCCGCCCCUCGAGACGAUAUCCUACUCCUCUGAUCUCCUCUCCUAUUUUCUCUUCUUCACUUCACAAACAAUGAGCCUAUAGAUUCCAGCAGAAUCUGCAGUGCAGAGGACAGUGUGUGAGAAACUUAACUGAAAUGACAUUGAAUGCUUGUGGAAAAGACAAGAGCUGGAUGGUUACCUUAUGAAGCACAAGAGAGAAACCCUAGAAGAGCAAAACACACAGAAGAAGAGAGAAUGUGCCGUGUGGGUGAGGAUGGGGAUUCAAAGAGAGCAAGCUAAAGCUACUUCGAAGCAAAGGAAAAGGGGAAAAAGAAACUACAUCACACACACAGCUUUAUAUUAUAGUAAAAAAAAGUUUUUCAAAUAAACAGGGGAGAUGUAAAUUUGAAGGCCCAGGUUUCAAUUGCCUUAACUUUUCCCACCUUUGAGAAAAUCAGUUUUCAGAAGCUUGUCUUUGGACAAGGCUCUUCUAUUAUUCUAGCUUUUUGAGUCGUCUUUGAAUUUGAAUCAUGACGGUGAUCUACUGAAGCUGCUGGGCACUCUCUUGUCUCAGUUGUUGUGGACCAUAUAUUUAUUUGCAUCAAAGAUUCUGAGUUCCAGCUUGAACUAUUAAUGCAGUCCCUUUUUUUCUCUUGGGCAAGUCUUUCGGAGGGAGAAAAUGACAGUAGUUUGACCAAGAUUACCAUUGCAGGUCUAUGUUUAAGUGACAAGUUUUCACACCUGCCAUGUACGUUAGUGCAGCCAUCUAUGCAUUCUGUUAAAAGAGAGUAUUUUCAUGUGCCAGAAUUUGCUAGAAGCUUUUGCCAUCCAAUAUAUCCACUUGGAGAACAGCAGUGGCAAUUGAUUGAGGGAACUCCUCUAAUCUGCCUCCAUUCCCUUCAGAUUGUGCCUUCUCCACUUCCACCAUUUUUUGCUUCUCAAACUGUUAUUAACUGUCAGCCUCUUAUGUGGACUGGAUCUUAUGGUUCCUUUGGACAAGGCCCAGUUGGAUAUUUCUAAAAGCAACUAAGAAUCGUCAAACCUCCUUUGCUGGUGCAAGGAUUCACCCACAAUGAAACUAAGAAUACUGAAACUGGAUAAGGAUCCUGCUUGUUUCUGUCUUUAGGAAGGUCAACCAAUUGAUGCUAGCCAGAGAAAGUGGAGUGCCAAAGCAGCCCAGAUUACUUUAUCUCUGGAAGCAUGUACUGGCCCACCUGCACUUCACAAUUCUCUUGCAGCCCUGAUUACUUUAAUAAAUUUCUGUUUCUGUCUUUUUACGUGUAUUUUGGGAGAGUUGGUGAGAAAAUAGCAGUGGCUGGAAAAAGUAAACAACUGGAGGGAAUUAAGAGCAAAUCUUCUAGCGAAAAGUUAAUGGACAUAACUCCUAGUGACAGUGCUGCAAGUUUGGCAGUUAAAGACCCUUCAACUUCGAUUUCUUGAGUCUUCACCAUUGAAUGUCGAGGGAAUGCCUCUAGUUUAGUUUGUUGGAAAUGAUUUGUUCAUUAGUGCCACUCAUAGAACCUUUGGUCCACCGCACGCUGGGAGUGUUCAGAUAGAUUGCGUAGAUGCUGAGAAGCACAUAGCAGGAGAGAAUGGCUCAUUCUUAAGUUCUGGAGAAAAUAUUCCUUCAAGCAGUGAUAAUGGAAACCGUCAACUGAGAACUGUAUUGAACAUUCCGUCGCCAGAAGGUAUUAAAGAAUUAUGAGUGAUCUAGAGUCUAAAGUGGUGAUAGUUGGGAAAAUAAGGUGCCUUCAGUUUUCAUCUUCUUUCUUUAGAUGAAAAACAGAACUUCAACUAUAAUGGGGGAUCAGAGUUCCAAUUAUGUGUAAGACAUGGUCAUGGAUGUUAAGCUUUCAUCCCUUGUAGCGCAGUAACCACUUUUUCAAGCUGAAACUGAAAAAGUAAUCAUAUGGGGUUGGUUUAACCAUGGAAACUUGGGAUACAUGAGAACUCAAUCAAACCAUUCUGAAUCUGACGCAAGCUAAGCAUGGACAAUAUCAGCAUGAUGUGAUGUAACUAAAUUAACAAGAAAUGCACCAUCCUUCUGACGAGCAUUUCCUAACCAAUACAUAAAAAUUAUCUUAGAAAGAGAAAUCAAGCCUCUUGUUUUUCUUUCUUUUUUGUUACUUUCUUUUCCUUCUUAUUUUAUACUUAUAUACAUGAACAAAUUUGAUGUGACUGUCUCUAAAAA